AUGCCCGCUCGAAAGGUAAUCUCGCAGCAGGCGGUAGCGCGUCUUAGCGCGUCCGGUCUCCAGACCCGCUUGCAGGUAAUUCGCAUGACGUCGUCAUGCGUUUUGCCAUGUAUACACCGCGUCGGCCUCGCAGCUUGCGAGCGACUUUGCGUGAUCAGCUCCCAUUUCUACGGCCGUAUCCUGCUGGCUCAGGUCUCCUUGUUCGUCCAGCCUCUGUAUGCUGACUUCCUCGGGAAAGCCUCGCGGGUCCGUGCGAUGGAUUUGCCCUGUUGCAUAGUUAGGACCUUGCUGCCCAAGCGCUGGGCGCGGAUUCAGGUCGAAGCACAAGGUCCGUAG
Sparassis crispa is the source of this 336-nucleotide messenger RNA. RefSeq lists its product as hypothetical. Lineage: Eukaryota; Fungi; Basidiomycota; Agaricomycetes; Polyporales; Sparassidaceae. The transcript is spliced from 2 exons. The record is from RefSeq and is a predicted model, not a curated record. The coding region runs from base 1 to 336 and encodes 111 amino acids.